Sander lucioperca (pikeperch) is the source of this 2682-nucleotide messenger RNA. RefSeq names its product keratin 222 (gene krt222). The coding region runs from base 741 to 2351 and encodes 536 amino acids. The transcript is spliced from 12 exons. The record is from RefSeq and is a predicted model, not a curated record. Lineage: Eukaryota; Metazoa; Chordata; Actinopteri; Perciformes; Percidae.
UACGCAGUAUCCGCCUCUUGAAACCUCCACCUCGGUUCCUGAAAUUUGACUAACAAGUCACUACCUGCUUUUUCCUGUAGCCCUCAGUUACGUGAUUCCCCUGGACAAACACUCCCAAGAAUGCCGUGCGACAGAGAGGGAGAGAGAGUUCUUGGAUCUUUGUGGGAGCAACAUGACAUCUAAAAACAGGCUCGGUGGCAUUCCCUGUUUGCAAUCACCGCAGAAAUGAGAACAGAGCUACCCGCAACGCCCUGACAGGUGGCCACCUUGAUGAGAAGGUGUGGGAGUGUCAUGACGCUUGUGUUGCUGCCUGUUUGAAAGCAGCUCAGUAAUCCUGGAUCAGAGAGGACAAAGGGCCCCCCGAGUGCUGGUGAUGUAAGCACUGUGUCCAGUGCUUACCCCGCUGCUCUCCCCUCUCCCACAUGCUGCCUAGUGGGGGGUGAGGUGGGACAGGGAGGAACAUCCCUGUCGUCGGCUGACCCUGAAGACUACAGACUGACACGCGAGCGGUGAUGCUGGCAGGCUAACGGCAGCCUGCCUGCUCUGUCUCAGGGGCCUGCUGCUUAUGACCCGGGACACAGUGGGAAGGAGAAAAUGUUGACCAGAUCGCUGUAGAGGAAUGUGGCUAAGCUGUGGGGAGUGGCGGAUCAGCUCAGUGUGACCAGGAGAACAGACUGAGGGACUUUUGCUGCCUUGUUGCUACACCUAUUCGUGGAAGGCCACGUUGCGAUAAGGUCUCCAUGGACUUGCUGCAGGACUCCAGUCACACUAUGUGGGGUCUAAAUGCCCGCUUGAAGGGCUUCCUGGAGCAGGUGAACAGGCUGCAGGAGGCCAACCAGCAUCUGGAGGCUCAGAUAGCCGACUGGGGCGCCAGGAGCGCCUCACGCUCCCGGGACUGGUCCCAGCAGGAACAGACCGUCAAGGAGUUGCGUGUCCAGGUUGGUAACCUUCUGAUGGAGAAUGCCCAGCUGGCAUUACAGUCUGACAGCAUGAAAUCCAGAGCUGCUGCCGUCCAGGCCAGGUGUGAGACGGAGGAGAGGAACACCAGGCGUCUGGAGCAACAGGUGGCUCUGCUCCGGGAGUCAAAGAGGAACGCAGACCAGAGCAGCGUGACGCUGCAGGCAGGCCUUCGCCACUCCAUGACAGAUCUGCAGCAGAUGCACCAGGAGUUUCAGGCAGCCCGGGCUUUGCAGCUGCAGCGUGCCGGCUCCUGUGAUGCUCUGUUAGCGACGGCCGCAGCAGCAGCAGCAGCAGCAGGAGGGGAGGAGGAGGAGGAUGGCACAGGGAUGGAGCUCACCCAGCUCCUCGACCGAAUCAGAGCGCAGUGCGACCAGGGCAGACUCCCCGGCCUGGGAGAGAGACACCUCGGCCUGGGUGCCGUGGCACAUCCACUCCCCGGCUCGGCCGGACCCAGCCGCUCUGGAGCAGCAGCAGCAUCCAGAUCACACGGAGGAGUUCUCAGUGAGGAAGAGGCAGCGUGGACGCAGGUGAGCCUGGGCAGCGCCGCCCUGAGGGAGGCUCGAGCCGAGCUGGCCGAGGCCCGGAGGCAGUGGCACUCCCUGCAGGUGGAGAUUGAGACUCUACAUGCCUUGGAGAAAGGCCUGGAGAGCUCCCUGCAGAACACCCAGCGGCUGUACUCCAGCCAGCUGCAGGACCUUUCCCAGGUGAUCGCCGGGCUGGAGGGCGAGCUGGUGCAGGUGAGGAGCGGUCUGGCAACCCAGCGCCAGCGCCACAGCCAGCUCCUCAACACCAAGAUGAGGCUGGAGCGGGAGAUCGCCACUUACCGACGUCUGCUGGAGCGGGAGGAGGGCAGGUACAUGGGCCGUACUAGACAGCAAACGAGUCUGCGGUCCUGGAGGUCUUUCAUGGAGGAGCCGAAGGAGAACGGGCUAGAGAACGGCUUCAGUGACCCUGCUGUUACUCCGGACGAACCCAAGUCUGAGCCCCUGCCUGAAAUACCUUCUCUCCUUCCAGCAGGCAGUGGGCUAAAGAAAAGCAUACUGCAUAGACAGCAGAGCCUUGUGAUACUCACAGAGCCGGAGCGUGAGAAAUACUUGCCAAUCUCCACUGUGAAGACUCAGGAGAUUCUUCAGGGCAAUGUGGUGCGGGAGAGUGCAGAGGGUCAUGGCACCAUCGAGACGGAGAACUUUGACAAGGUGGUGAAGCAGUGGGAGGGCUCCUUCUUCAGAGGGAAUCCCAAGCUGCGGAAGAAGUCGGUGUCGCUGCGCUUCGACCUGCACAUGGCUGCAGCAGACGAGGGCUGCGGCCAGACCAAACAGGACAGCCUCCCCGACGUGGAGGUGUGUCUGAUCAUGAAGAGGUCGCGCAGCAUCCCGACCAUCACACAGUAACUCUCACUGCUUUAACGCUGCUCUGGGGUUAACACUGGUGAUUGUCGACGUUACAGAAACAUCAGCUGUGCCACUGACAUCCGGGGUAUUACCAUCCAUUGCCAUUGAUGCGCUUUAAUGUGCGUUUUCAAAUCACAGCAUUCAUUGAACUUUUGCAUUUUUUGAAACAUUGCAACUGACGACUUUGAUGAGAUUUCUCUCAUCAAAUCUCAACUUCUGGCAGGAUAAGCAUUUCCCAUCAGGCUAUUGUGCUGAUAUAAGGGGGCCAUUUUUUUUUAUAGUGUCAGAAAACCACAUUAAUAUAUAUCAGAGCUACAUUCAUUACCUUACA